This is a messenger RNA of Rotaria sp. Silwood1, 609 nucleotides long. NCBI's taxonomy places the organism in Eukaryota, Metazoa, Rotifera, Eurotatoria, Philodinida, Philodinidae. The record is from the annotation of a GenBank genome assembly.
AUGAUAUAUUUGCUGAGCAAAUCAAAUCUUUUACAUAAUGUCUCGAAUACCAAGCAUCAAAGCGUGUCUUUGGAUCAAUAUGUAGAUGAAAAAAAAACAGAUGCUGGAUCUGAAUUCAAUGAAACAAAUCAAGACGAAGGAGAAGAAGAAGAAGAAAAAGAUUUCACAAAGGCAUUAGAUUGUGAUGGACAUCAACCCAAAUCAGAUCAUAUUUUAACUGUUGAAAUUAACAAUCAUCAAAUUCAUUUAAAAGCAUUAUCUGGUGAUAGUCUAUGGAAUUGUUCACAAUUUUUAAUUAUCAAAUUGAAAUGUUCUAUAUAUACUGGUUAUUUUCGUGAUAUAAUUGAUUCAUUGACUGAUUGCUCAAGUCAUGAUUUAGAUUUAUCACAAUUUGUUCUAAAUCCAGCUGAAAAAGCGGCAGCAAAAUAUGCCUUAAUUGCUGUUUGUAAUCAUAUCAGAAGUCUAAGUGAAGAACAUUAUACAACACAUGAAAAAAAUUCUAUUGACCAAAAAUGGGAUACAUUUGAUGAUUCAAAAGUAUUAGAUGUUGAUGAAGAUAAUGUUAUUAGUACUGCAGCUUAUAGACUUGUUUAUCAACAACAACAAUAA